This is a messenger RNA of Torulaspora delbrueckii, 2451 nucleotides long. RefSeq lists its product as uncharacterized. Lineage: Eukaryota; Fungi; Ascomycota; Saccharomycetes; Saccharomycetales; Saccharomycetaceae. The transcript has a single exon. The coding region runs from base 1 to 2451 and encodes 816 amino acids. Gene Ontology annotation, biological process: flocculation. The record is from RefSeq and is a predicted model, not a curated record.
AUGUUAAGGGCAAACCCAUUCAGCAUGUGGUUUCCUUUUACGUUUUUUCUGUUUGGCUGUUUUGUGCCUCUGCUGCAAGCUGCAAACGUAGAUACCGGUGCUAUUUUGGGCUGUUCUCCUCAAAAUCUUUCACCUGGUUUUCAGGUCGAGCUCUAUGACUAUCCUCUACCCUACCCUGGGGGCAAUCCCAGUGGUGGCGUCUGUUACAAUCCAGCAUAUGGUCAGGAUAGUUUCUUGUUCGAGGGUGGUUACAAAACUUUGGGUAAUGGGCUGAUUGCCAAAUCCGAUGGAGUUACCAACCUAAAAUUUUCCACCACUUUCAACAAAGCCUGUCUUCCAAAUAUUGGACAACUGCCAUCCAACUACAAGAUUGACAAACAAUUUGCCACUACAAAUUUCAGUAUGCUUAUCACUGGGUACUUCAAGGCUCCAAAGACCGGAACCUAUAAGUUCAACUUGAGAUACGUUGAUGAUCUUGUCUACAUCAAUUUGGGUUCAGGAAAUGCUUUUGAAUGUUGUCAAAGAGACAGUACCGUGACGUAUCCCGGUGGUUUUGUCCUUCGUGCUCAGUGGUUCUCUACGCAAACCACUCAGAAGGUAUCGGUCGACCUCGUUGGAGGUGUAUACUAUCCCAUCAGAGUUUUUUAUGUGAACAGAGAUAACCUGGGUGCUUUAGAUCUGACUAUCAUUGACGCCGACGGAGUCGAUCAUUCGGACUGGUCUGACUUCGUGUUCAGUGGUGGCGAUCUAGAGAACAAGCAAAAGUGUGACGUCCCACCAACCACCUCGACCACUGGUUGGCCAAAGCAGUACACUUCUACCUACACUACAGUUUCGACUUACACCAAUACGCAAGGGAAAGUUACUACAGGUAACGUGAUUGUCGUCGAAACACCUAUUCCACCUGUGACACAAACAACCACUACGGCCUGGACUGGUUCUUACACGACAACCUAUACCACUGAGACAACAGUGACCCUCGGGAGCGACAGUCUAACUACACCGGAAAUUAUUUAUCAUGUCGAGACUCCUGAGGCCCACGGUGCUUCCACCACCUACACACCAUGGACUGGUACAUACACUUCGACCUACGCCACUUCGACGAGCACUAUCAAGGGCUCUAACGGUGUGAACACAAUCAGCACGAUCUACUAUGUCGAGACUCCUGAAGCCCACGGUGCUUCCACCACCUACACACCAUGGACUGGUACAUACACUUCGACCUACGCCACUUCGACGAGCACUAUCAAGGGCUCUAACGGUGUGAACACAAUCAGCACGAUCUAUGUCGAGACUCCUGAAGCCCACGGUGCUUCCACCACCUACACACCAUGGACCGGUACCUUCACGUCGACUUUCUCUACCGAGACCACCAAGACCGUGGGCACCGACGGCUCUACCACCCCAGAGACGAUCUACCACGUCGAGACUCCAACGACCGGUAUUGUUUCCACAACCUACACCCCAUGGACCGGUACCUUCACGUCGACUUUCUCUACCGAGACCACCAAGACCGUGGGCACCGACGGCUCUACCACCCCAGAGACGAUCUACCACGUCGAGACUCCACAUUUUGGCUACACUAACUCGACCACUACUUCCCCAAUUAAGUCAGAGACCUCCUCAACUACUUUGUCAUCUGGAGGGGGGGAAAUUACGGUCACUACAACAUCUAAUGGUUUGACCACCAUUUACACCACCACCUGCCCGGACAGCGAGUCGAUGUCCAAGUCUUGGGCUUGGACUACUGUAACCACCACAUCCAACGGCGUCGCCACGGUAUACACGACGACUUGUCCUGAAAGUGAUGUUUCUUCCACGUCAUUCCCUACUAUUACACCAACUUCCGAAGUUGUGACUAGUACCGCGGACAACACCGUACCAGAAAAUGACAGAAGCGGUAGUUUUGAACCUGCCUCAACUGGCCCAGUGGAAAGCGCCACCACCACCGCCCCAACAGGUGUUCCUGAGAGCGGCAAUUCUGAACCUGCUCCAACUGGCCCAGUGGAAAGCGCCACUACCACCGCCCCAACAGGUGUUCCUGAGAGCGGCAAUUCUGAACCUGCUCCAACUGGCCCAGUGGAAAGCGCCACUACCACCGCCCCAUUGGUUAUUCCUGACAGCGGCAAGACCCAGAGAACGAUAAAGCCUGCUGGCACCCCAAGUGAGCAAGCUACCACGUCCACUGUCGCCCCCAGUUACAAACCUACAAUCACCACCGAGGCAACUCAGGAGACAGGUUCUAAGACCACUGCUCCUUCAGCUGAAACGCAUGAUACCCAAACCUUCAGUCCCUCGACUGUGACCUCCAUCGUCGAAGAGCAGACUUCUUACAGUACUGGAAGCCCAGCUACUGUUGGAAGCUCGGUACUAAUUAGUUCUUAUGUUGGUGAAGCCUCCUCUAGAGUCAUCAAUUACUUGCUGUUAGCAUUGCCUCUAGUUUUUGUUUAA